Lolium perenne is the source of this 1491-nucleotide messenger RNA. The record is from RefSeq and is a predicted model, not a curated record. NCBI's taxonomy places the organism in Eukaryota, Viridiplantae, Streptophyta, Magnoliopsida, Poales, Poaceae.
CCAUUUUCGGCGCCACUGCACGAGAAGAUGCGUCCGCUGCACCUCUACUUUGACCAAGAAGGGCGGUGGUACUGCAGCUAAGGUGGUUGGUUGUGUGUCGAGUGUUUUGCCAUCCGGUGCCAAGGCCCUUCAUGGAAGGGCUUGCAGCUCUGAGGCUGACUUACAAGAAUGUUCCUACUUGGUGCAGAGAGUUGUGUAGGGUGUGUGAGUCUGUGAGAGCAAACAAGUCACAUUCCACAAGACGGAGAACCUGCAGUGCUACGAAGUCUCUGCCAAGAGAAACUACAACUUUGAGAAGCCCUUCCCUUACCUUGCAAGGAAGUUUGCCGGAUAAUUUUCUUCGCUCGUCAAUGGCUCCAAUAACGUCCAGAGGGAGCUUGGCUUGUGAGUCCGUUCUGCCCUCCGGAGCAAGUAGGGGUCAUCUUUAUUGCAACCCACCUGGGAGAAGUAGGCAUUGUCUCUCUCAUGAUGUGGUGCGAAUUGUCGGGCGAGACAAUGGUACAAAGGUUAACGUUAUGUUGGGUGGGAUUCAUGUAAACAUGUGUCAGCUAUUGCUCGGAUUGUUCCUCGAUGUGCUCCGCGGAGAAACCCAGGACUACCGGUGCUUCACGUGUAUAAAGGGUUCAAAAUCUCGUCUAAUACCUCAGGGAUUUGAUUGGAGCGCAAGGUCGGCUGAUAGAGGUAUUCAGAGAGUGACCACCUGUAAGAGACGAAAGCGUCAAAAUCGAUGAGAAGAUGGAAUUGGUGAGCUGCAAUAUGCCGGAAGGCAGUCCUUUCUCGUGCUUUUGAUGACAGAUGCUCGAAAGUGUUCUAUGCCGCAAGGCAUUCUCCUCUGAAAAUUGAGGAUCUAGUAGUCUGAACAGUAUGGAGGUUGAAUCUACACAUUUGGAAUGCAAGCUUGAGCCUCUGGUUCAUCUGCCUUGAAGUCAAAGCCGGUCGCCUGGAGAUGCAGCUCCAACCUGAUGCCGAACACCACUCCAGGGUAUCUGCAAUUUUGGUGAGGACAACUCCAGCCUCGGCGCCAAGUGCGGCUUGUUCUGCCUCGUCCUCACCAGCAAGACGAUGAUUCGUAGGAAUGUGAAGGUCAGGCGAGGCGAUAAGCCUUGUUUGACUGGUGGUAGCCGGACACGGCGUUGGAGUGGUACAUGGAGCUGCCAGCAGGUCGUCGUGGAGAUCAUGUAGGAGGGAGAGAGCUGGAGCAUACUGCUCUGUUGCAACAGCAGCGGCAAGGGGAAAACUAGAGCUGGUAGCUGGCCAGGAGGGAGGAGACCUAGAUCCGACAUGGUUUUCUUACAUGAGUCGAUGUGCUUGAUAACCUCGGGACGACAUGGUGAUUUUUGUGAUCUGGUUAGUUUAGAUAUGUUGGUUAGCAAGUGUCGUAGUAGCACUUGAGGUGAUGUGCAAGUAUGUCUAGUUGCUAGUUUGUGUGUUCUUCUCGAAUGGCAGCUAAGCUUUGCUAUAUCAAUAUGUAUUAGUUAGUGUGAACACAUA